AUGGCACUGAAUAUAUUCACACAAAUUUUUCAUAAUAUUCCACACUUUACACUUACACUGAAGAAGAUCAAACCAUUAUUUGUUUUCGACCUGCACAGCGACUAUACUCAGUCUUUAAUAGUUUUCGUGAUUGUAACACUUUUGGUUGGUGCGUUACUGUUGCUAACAAUAAUCAUUACAUGGAUAUGCCAAUGUUGUACCCGUCGAGAUCCGGCAGUAAAAUCUCGACGACGUGUUCAUCAGUUAUCAACAAUACUGUUUGUAAUCAGCAUAUUUUGCUUAGGAGUUGAAGUAGGAGAGGCUUUUGCAUUAGGUAUUAGUUUAUUUGCGAACGAACAUAUAAAUCGAGGUGUCACGUCGUCGGUUACUGGACUCAGUUAUGUUACAACCAAUUUUCGUUUGGCUUAUGCACAGUGUACCGCAAUGAAUGAAACUUUCAACAAUGCUACCAGACAUGUGGAGCAGUUGUCAGGAGAGGUGAAGACUGAAGCAGCCCGAAUGACAGAUAUUGAUGAAGAGGCAUUAGCCGACGCACAAUCAAGCAUACAGGGAUUGGGAAACAAAUUUGGUGUUGUAAGUCUUGAAUUGGGUAAGGUAAGGGCAAUCUUGUCAAACGUUGUAUUCUUAGAACAAGCUCGACAGUUUGGUGGAACUGCGGAAUUUGAAAGAUGGGUUCUUUUGGUUACCUUGUUGUCAAUUAUGUUAAUUGUUCUCUUUGUGGGUGUAAUAGCGUUUUGUCGACAAUCUAAAAAGGGAACGGUUAUGUUUUCUGGACUUGGUUUUGCUAUAUUUAUUGUUGGUUGGUUACUCUUUGCAACGAUUCUUCCGCUGACAAUAGUGGAAGUUCUACGUUCGUUCAAAAAAAUUUUUUUUGCAAGUAGAGUUAUCGCCGUUAUGAUAACUUGGGCAGAUUUUUGUGCAGAAGGAGGAACGUUUAUAAGAAAUAAACUUUCAAAGGAUAUGAUUGGUACACUGCAGUUUUAUGAAACUUGUGAAGCUUCUCAGACUCACGACAAUACUCCGACAAUAAUGAAUUUGAAGGAUAUAAAUGGCAAAUUGUCAGACAUUCAGAAGACUGCAUCAGAUGUGGAUAUGAGUUUGCAUAAGCUUUUCAACGACACUGAAACAGUUAGUAUUACGUUCGAAUAUUUUAUUCAAUUUUGCCGUCGUAAUAUUUUGGGCAUCUUAAAAAUAAAAGCUGACCUUAAUCUAAUUCUUGACGACGUUACGCACAGCUUCAAAGGCGUUGGAGCUUUAGAUACUCAGGUCUCGUGCUACAGUUUCCACAAUGACGUUGAUAAAAUAAAACAGGGAUUUUGUGAAGCCGGAAUGUUUGGAUCGGCGUUGCUAACUAUAUCACUGUUAUCCCUUGGCUUUUUCAUGUUUCUACUCUUACUUAUUGUUUCCAAAUCAUGGUAUCUUUUCAAAAAAUUACCUUCUGAUUAUGUUGAAGUCGAUGAUGAAGAUCCAUUCUUUCCGCGCGGUAAUGACAGUACAAUCCCAGUAGAUAUAUAUGGGACACAUGUAUACAAUCCAAGAACACGAUAUGCUAAUUCGCUGGACCGAACUGAGCCAUCAACUGGAACCACAAUUGCUCCUGGCUUACCAAACGGCUCUACUAGCACUCAGCCAUCUGCCUCAACCGCACUGCUUGCCGGAGAAAACGAUUGGCAACGGGCUACAGCCCCACCGUCUAAUCCAACGAUGUUUGCAUCACCGCCUGCGGUAGGAACGAACAGUAUGGUGAGGUCAGCGUAUACAGUUAGGAACGAUGAUGCAUGCAGAUACCGAAACUACCAAGAGCAAUUUGAUGUAUAG
Enterobius vermicularis (human pinworm) is the source of this 1818-nucleotide messenger RNA. The record is from the annotation of a GenBank genome assembly. NCBI's taxonomy places the organism in Eukaryota, Metazoa, Nematoda, Chromadorea, Rhabditida, Oxyuridae.